Molecule: messenger RNA, 1256 nt
Organism: Trematosphaeria pertusa
Lineage: Eukaryota; Fungi; Ascomycota; Dothideomycetes; Pleosporales; Trematosphaeriaceae
Exons: 3
Coding region: 1-768 (255 amino acids)
Source: RefSeq, a predicted model, not a curated record
AUGCCUGAAUCGACGAGGGCCUCCCCACGCGCCGCGCGCUCACUCGCCGGCGCCGGCGUGCUGCAGGCCGAAUCUGGCGAAGAGAAGCGGAUUGGGAUGGGUGCUGGCGAUGUGCAAGGUGACGGCCGCUCACGGCGGGGAGCCAUGGGCCUGUCCACCCGGCCGCCUGGAGCCCGCUGCACCGCUGAUUCGCGACGCCCUCGCUUUGGCUGGCGAGCGCCGUGGCUGGUGCGAGGCUACGCUACGGCGCGUCAUGGAGGCCCGCCUCACCGCCGGCCCAAGGCAGCACCGCGAGGCUUCACCCUCCAAAGGGCGGCAUAUGCCUUGACCGUUGCUGCUGGUGCUGGUGCUGCUGCUGGUGCUGGUGCUGCUGCUGGUGCUGGUGCUGCUGCUGGUGCUGCUGGCUCCGUCCGUCCCAGCAAGCAGGGCUGCGGUGAGCCCUCGCCAGCGACGGUCGAGACCACCUCCUCUGCCUGCGAACCAGCGGCACUCGAGACGAUGACCGCAAUAGGCCCGCGCAAAUUAGUCGUCAUGUUCGAGAUGGUGUUGGCCGUAAUACUCGGCCUUUUCGUCCCGCGUCCAUGCGGCCUGCCGGGCCCGGGUAAUCAUCGUGUCUCGUUCGCUCUCGUGGUCCCUGAAUCCUCUGGCCCGAAGUCAUGGAUAAGGUUGGUGAGAAAGCGUGAACCGCACGCUGGAGAGGCCCUGUCCUGGGACGCCAUAACCUAUCACGCCGCCGCCCAACCCCUCCUGCCCGUCUCUGCAGUGUAACCGGCUUGCUUGAGCGCAUGAAUAUUGCCUGCCUUGCUGCCACGGGAUUCCGUCGUGCACCAAUACCAAUGUAACGCCUCCCUGCGACACGUCGGGAGAGAUCUCACCAUAUCUAAUAAUGUAAACAUCGCCCGUAGCCUUGUCGCCCGCAAUCUACUAUCUCGUCCCUUCACGUGCAGGACGUGGAGGAUGUUCAUGUGCUCGCGAGUCCUUCCAUAUGGGCAUGUGACAUUUGCGGGGAGAGAAGUGGUCUGCUUGGAAAAACGCUACCAUCGCCCAUGGAUGGCCACGAUGGCUAUUUUGGGUGCUUUGACCAGGCGUUGCACUGGACGUCCGCUACCACAGCCCGGCAGGGCUACGAAACCUUCCACUCAGAGGUGUUUGGUAGCUUUCGCUAACGACGAGCCUGGAUGUUUAGGAAAGGGCAUGCGAAGUGGUAGACUAUUUUAGUCUUGUCGCCCUCGUCGGAGAGUAUGGGCUCGCAAGCU